Molecule: messenger RNA, 11386 nt
Organism: Lynx canadensis (Canada lynx)
Lineage: Eukaryota; Metazoa; Chordata; Mammalia; Carnivora; Felidae
Gene: RELN
Product: reelin
Biological process (GO): central nervous system development; neuron migration
Molecular function (GO): lipoprotein particle receptor binding
Source: RefSeq, a predicted model, not a curated record
AUGGAGCGCAGUUGCUGGGCCCCGCGGACUUUCCUCCUGGCGCUGUUGCUGGGGGCGACGCUGAGGGCGCGUGCGGCGGUGGGCUAUUACCCCCGCUUCUCGCCCUUCUUUUUCCUGUGCACCCACCACGGGGAGCUGGAAGGGGAUGGGGAGCAGGGCGAGGUGCUCAUUUCUCUGCACAUUGCGGGCAACCCCACCUACUACGUACCGGGACAAGAAUACCAUGUGACAAUUUCAACAAGCACCUUCUUUGAUGGCUUGCUGGUGACAGGACUAUACACAUCUACAAGUGUUCAGGCUUCACAGAGCAUUGGAGGUUCCAAUGCUUUUGGAUUUGGAAUCAUGUCUGACCACCAGUUUGGUAACCAGUUUAUGUGCAGCGUGGUGGCGUCUCAUGUGAGUCAUCUGCCCACAACCAACCUCAGCUUCGUCUGGAUUGCCCCACCUGCUGGCACUGGCUGCGUGAAUUUCAUGGCUACGGCAACGCACAGGGGCCAGAUUAUUUUCAAAGAUGCUUUAGCCCAGCAGUUGUGUGAACAAGGAGCUCCAACAGAAGCCACGAUGCACCCACAUCUAGCUGAAGUACAUAGCGACAGCGUUAUCCUACGAGAUGACUUUGACUCCUAUCACCGACUAGAGUUGAAUCCAAAUAUAUGGGUUGAAUGUAACAACUGUGAGAUUGGAGAACAGUGUGGCAUUAUGCAUGGCAAUGCUGUCACCUUCUGUGAGCCAUAUGGUCCAAGAGAAUUGAUUACCACAAGCCUUAAUACCACAACAGCCUCUGUCCUCCAGUUUUCCAUUGGUUCAGGUUCAUGUCGCUUUAGUUACUCAGACCCCAGCAUCAUCGUGUCAUAUGCCAAGAAUAAUACCGCAGACUGGAUUCAGCUUGAGAAAAUUAGGUUUAGCCCUUCCAACAUCAGCACAAUCAUCCAAUUCCUCUACCUUCCUGAAGACGCCAAAGGGGAGAACGUCCAGUUUCAGUGGAAGCAGGAAAGUCUGCAUGUAGGAGAGGUGUAUGAAGCCUGCUGCUUAGAUAACAUCCGAAUCAUCAACUCAGCUCACAGACAAGUCGUUUUAGAAGACAGUCUUGAUCCAGUAGACACCGGCAACUCUUUUUUCCCAGGAGCAACAGUUAAGCAUAGCUGUCAGUCAGAUGGGAAUUCCAUUUAUUUCCAUGGAAAUGAAGGCAGUGAGUUCAAUUUUGCCACCACCCGGGAUGUAGAUCUUUCUACAGAAGAUAUUCAAGAGCAGUGGUCAGAAGAAUUUGAGAGCCAGCCUACAGGGUGGGACAUCUUGGGAGCUGUCAUUGGUACAGAAUGUGGAACAGUAGAAUCAGGUUUAUCAAUGGUCUUCCUCAAAGAUGGAGAAAGGAAAUUAUGCACCCCAUAUAUGGACACCACCGGCUAUGGGAACCUGAGGUUUUACUUUGUUAUGGGAGGAAUUUGUGACCCUGGAGAUUCUCAUGAAAAUGAUGUCACCUUGUAUGCAAAGAUUGAAGGAAGAAAAGAGCACAUUACACUGGAUACUCUUUCCUAUUCCUCAUAUAAGGUUCCAUCUUUAGUUUCUGUAGUCAUCAAUCCUGAACUUCAGACUCAGGCUACGAGAUUUUGCCUAAGGCAAAAAAACCAUCAAGGACAUAACAGGAAUGUCUGGGCUGUGGAUUUUUUCCACGUCUUACCUGUUCUGCCUUCUACAAUGUCUCACAUGAUACAGUUUUCCAUUAAUCUGGGAUGUGGAACACAUCAGCCUGGUAACAGUGUCAGCCUGGAGUUUUCCACCAACCAUGGGCGUUCCUGGGCCCUCCUCCACACUGAGUGUUUACCUGAGAUCUGUGCUGGACCCCACCUCCCCCACAGCACUAUCUACUCCUCCGAAAACUACAGUGGGUGGAACCGAGUAACGAUUCCCCUUCCUAACGCAGCACUAACCAGGGACACCAGAAUUCGCUGGAGACAAACGGGACCAAUCCUUGGAAACAUGUGGGCAAUUGAUAAUGUUUAUAUUGGUCCAUCGUGUCUCAAAUUCUGUUCUGGCAGAGGACAGUGCACUCGACAUGGUUGCAAGUGUGACCCUGGAUUUUCUGGCCCAGCCUGUGAGAUGGCAUCCCAGACAUUCCCAAUGUUUAUUUCUGAAAGCUUCGGCAGUUCCAGGCUCUCCUCUUACCAUAACUUUUACUCUAUCCGUGGUGCUGAAGUCAGCUUUGGUUGUGGUGUCUUGGCCAGUGGUAAGGCCCUGGUUUUCAACAAAGAUGGAAGGCGUCAGCUCAUUACGUCUUUCCUUGACAGCUCACAGUCCAGGUUUCUCCAGUUCACACUGAGGCUAGGGAGCAAGUCUGUUCUGAGCACAUGCAGAGCCCCUGACCAGCCUGGUGAAGGAGUUUUACUGCAUUAUUCUUACGAUAAUGGGAUAACUUGGAAACUCUUGGAGCACUAUUCAUAUCUCAACUAUCAUGAGCCCAGAAUAAUCUCCGUAGAGUUACCAGAUGAUGCAAGACAGUUUGGAAUCCAGUUCAGAUGGUGGCAACCGUAUCAUUCUUCCCAGGGAGAAGAUGUAUGGGCCAUUGAUGAAAUUAUCAUGACAUCCGUCCUUUUCAACAGCAUUAGCCUCGACUUUACCAAUCUUGUGGAGGUCACUCAGUCUCUGGGAUUCUACCUUGGAAAUGUUCAGCCGUACUGUGGCCACGACUGGACACUUUGUUUCACCGGAGAUUCUAAACUUGCCUCAAGCAUGCGCUAUGUGGAAACACAAUCAAUGCAGAUAGGAGCAUCCUAUAUGAUUCAGUUCAGUUUGGUGAUGGGCUGUGGCCAGAAAUACACUCCACACAUGGACAACCAGGUGAAACUGGAGUACUCAACCAAUCAUGGCCUCACCUGGCACCUGGUCCAAGAGGAAUGCCUUCCAAGUAUGCCAAGUUGUCAAGAAUUCACAUCAGCAAGUAUUUACCACGCUAGUGAGUUCACGCAGUGGAGGAGAGUCACAGUGCUUCUUCCCCAGAAAACUUGGUCCAGUGCCACCCGCUUCCGCUGGAGUCAGAGCUAUUACACAGCCCAAGACGAGUGGGCUUUGGAUAACAUUUACAUUGGGCAGCAGUGCCCAAGUAUGUGCAGUGGGCAUGGCUCAUGUGACCACGGUAUGUGCAGGUGUGACCAGGGGUACCAAGGCACCGAAUGCCACCCAGAAGCGGCUCUUCCUUCCACGAUUAUGUCAGAUUUUGAGAACCAGAAUGGUUGGGAGUCUGACUGGCAAGAAGUUAUUGGGGGAGAAAUUGUAAAACCAGAGCAAGGGUGUGGGGUCAUCUCUUCUGGAUCGUCUCUGUAUUUCAGCAAGGCUGGGAAAAGGCAGCUGGUGAGCUGGGAUCUGGACACCUCUUGGGUCGACUUUGUCCAGUUCUACAUCCAGAUUGGUGGAGAGAGCGCUGCGUGCAACAAACCCGACAGCAGAGAGGAAGGCGUCCUCCUUCAGUACAGCAACAAUGGGGGCAUCCAGUGGCACCUGCUGGCAGAAAUGUACUUCUCAGACUUCAGCAAACCCAGAUUCGUCUACCUGGAACUUCCAGCUGCCGCUAAGACCUCUUGCACAAGAUUCCGCUGGUGGCAGCCUGUGUUCUCAGGGGAAGGCUACGAUCAGUGGGCAAUCGAUGACAUCAUCAUUCUGUCAGAGAAACAAAAGCAGGUCAUCCCCAUUGUGAACCCGACUUUACCCCAGAACUUUUAUGAGAAGCCAGCUUUUGAUUACCCUAUGAAUCAAAUGAGUGUGUGGUUGAUGUUGGCCAAUGAAGGAAUGGUUAAAAAUGAAACUUUCUGCUCUGCCACACCAUCAGCCAUGGUAUUUGGAAAAUCAGAUGGGGAUCGCUUUGCAGUAACUCGAGAUUUGACUCUGAAACCUGGAUAUGUUCUACAGUUUAAGCUAAACAUAGGAUGUGCCAAUCAAUUCAGCAGUGCUGCUCCAGUUCUUCUUCAGUAUUCUCAUGAUGCUGGAAUGUCCUGGUUUCUGGUGAAAGAAGGCUGUUACCCAGCAUCUGUGGGCAAAGGAUGUGAAGGAAACUCCCGAGAACUAAGUGAGCCCACCGUGUAUCACACAGGGGACUUUGAGGAAUGGACGAGAAUCACCAUUGUUAUUCCCAGAUCUCUUGCAUCCAGUAAAACCAGAUUCCGAUGGAUUCAGGAGAGCAGCUCACAGAAGAACGUGCCUCCCUUUGGUUUGGAUGGAGUGUACAUAUCCGAGCCUUGUCCCAGCUACUGCAGUGGCCAUGGGGACUGUGUUUCAGGGGUGUGUUUCUGUGACCUGGGCUACACCGCUGCACAAGGAACCUGUGUGUCUAAUGUCCCUAAUCACAGUGAGAUGUUCGAUAGGUUUGAGGGGAAGCUCAGCCCUCUGUGGUAUAAGAUAACUGGAGGCCAGGUUGGAACUGGCUGUGGAACACUGAAUGAUGGCAAAUCUCUCUACUUCAAUGGCCCCGGGAAAAGGGAAGCAAGGACUGUCCCUCUGGACACCAGGAGUAUCAGACUCGUUCAGUUUUAUAUACAAAUUGGAAGCAAAACUUCAGGGAUUACCUGCAUCAAACCAAGAGCUAGAAAUGAAGGGCUUGUUGUUCAGUAUUCAAAUGACAAUGGCAUACUCUGGCAUUUGCUUCGAGAGUUGGACUUCAUGUCAUUUCUGGAACCACAGAUCAUUUCCAUUGACCUGCCACGGGAGGCGAAGACCUCCGCUACAGCUUUUCGAUGGUGGCAACCCCAACACGGCAAGCAUUCAGCCCAGUGGGCCUUGGAUGAUGUCCUUAUAGGAAUGAAUGACAGCUCUCAAACUGGGUUUCAGGACAAAUUUGAUGGCUCCAUAGAUUUGCAAGCCAGCUGGUACCGAAUACAAGGAGGUCAAGUCGGCAUUGACUGUCUCUCUAUGGAUACUGCUCUGAUAUUCACUGAAAACAUAGGAAAACCUCGUUAUGCUGAGACCUGGGACUUCCACGUGUCAGCAUCGACCUUCUUGCAGUUUGAAAUGAGCAUGGGGUGUAGCAAGCCCUUCAGCGACGCCCACAGUGUGCAGCUCCAGUAUUCUCUAAACAAUGGCAGGGACUGGCAUCUCGUCACUGAAGAGUGUGUUCCUCCAACCAUUGGCUGUCUGCACUACACAGAAAGUUCCGAUUACACCUCAGAAAGAUUCCAGAACUGGAAGCGAAUCACUGUCUACCUUCCCCUCGCCACCAUAUCUCCCAGGACCCGGUUCAGGUGGAUUCAGUCCAACUACACCAUGGGGGCAGACUCCUGGGCUAUUGACAAUGUUGUGCUGGCUUCAGGGUGCCCCUGGAUGUGCUCAGGAAGAGGGAUUUGCGAUGCUGGACGCUGUGUGUGUGACCGGGGCUUUGGGGGAGCCUCCUGUGUGCCCAUGGUCCCCCUGCCCUCGAUUCUUAAGGAUGAUUUCAACGGAAACCUACAUCCCGACCUUUGGCCUGAAGUGUAUGGUGCGGAGAGGGGGAAUCUGAAUGGCGAAACCAUCAAAUCUGGAACAUCACUCAUCUUUAAAGGGGAAGGACUGAGGAUGUUUAUUUCAAGAGAUCUCGACUGUACCAAUACUAUGUAUGUCCAGUUUUCACUUAGAUUUAUAGCAAAAGGUACCCCAGAGAGGUCUCACUCUAUUCUAUUACAAUUCUCCAUCAAUGGGGGAAUCACUUGGCUCCUAAUGGAUGAAUUUUACUUCCCUCAAACAACAAACAUACUUUUCAUUAAUGUCCCCUUGCCAUAUACUGCCCAAACCAACGCUACAAGAUUCAGACUCUGGCAGCCUUAUAAUAAUGGUAAAAAAGAAGAAAUCUGGAUUGUUGACGACUUCAUUAUUGAUGGGAAUAAUCUAAACAACCCUCUGAUGCUUCUGGAUACAUUUGACUUUGGACCCAGAGAAGACAAUUGGUUUUUCUAUCCCGGUGGUAACAUUGGUCUUUAUUGCCCAUAUUCUUCGAAAGGAGCCCCUGAGGAAGAUUCAGCUAUGGUAUUUGUUUCAAAUGAAGUUGGUGAGCAUUCCAUUACCACUCGUGACCUGGAUGUGAAUGAGAACACCAUCAUCCAAUUUGAGAUCAAUGUUGGCUGCUCCACUGAUAGCUCAUCUGCUGAUCCGGUCAGACUGGAAUUUUCAAGGGACUUUGGGGCCACCUGGCACCUGCUACUCCCCCUGUGCUACCACAGCAGCAGCCACGUCAGCUCCCUGUGCUCCACCGAGCACCACCCGAGCAGCACCUACUACGCGGGGACCACCCAGGGCUGGAGGAGGGAGGUCGUGCACUUCGGGAAGCUGCACCUUUGUGGAUCUGUGCGUUUCAGAUGGUACCAAGGAUUUUACCCUGCUGGCUCUCAGCCCGUGACAUGGGCCAUUGACAAUGUCUAUAUUGGUCCCCAAUGUGAAGAGAUGUGUAACGGACAUGGGAGUUGUAUCAAUGGAACCAAGUGUAUAUGUGAUCCCGGCUACUCAGGUCCAACUUGUAAAAUAAGCACCAAAAAUCCUGAUUUUCUCAAAGAUGAUUUUGAAGGUCAGCUAGAAUCUGAUAGAUUCUUAUUAAUGAGUGGUGGAAAGCCAUCUCGGAAGUGUGGAAUCCUUUCCAGUGGAAACAACCUCUUUUUCAAUGAAGAUGGCUUGCGCAUGUUGACAACACGAGAUCUGGAUUUAUCACAUGCUAGAUUCGUGCAGUUCUUCAUGAGGCUGGGAUGUGGUAAAGGUGUUCCUGACCCCAGGAGCCAACCCGUGCUUCUACAGUAUUCACUCAAUGGCGGCCUCUCAUGGAGCCUCCUUCAAGAGUUCCUUUUCAGCAACUCCAGCAACGUGGGCAGGUACAUUGCCCUGGAGAUACCCUUGAAGGCCCGUUCCACUUCUACUCGCCUCCGCUGGUGGCAACCAUCUGAAAAUGGGCACUUCUACAGUCCCUGGGUUAUCGACCAGAUUCUUAUUGGAGGAAAUAUUUCUGGUAAUACAGUCUUGGAGGAUGAUUUCACAACCCUGGAUAGUAGGAAAUGGCUGCUUCACCCAGGAGGCACCAAGAUGCCUGUGUGUGGCUCUACCGGAGAUGCCCUAGUCUUCAUUGAAAAGGCCAGCACCCGCUAUGUGGUCACCACAGACAUUGCUGUGAAUGAGGAUUCAUUCCUGCAGAUAGAUUUCGCUGCCUCCUGCUCAGUCACAGACUCCUGUUACGCUAUUGAAUUGGAAUACUCAGUAGACCUUGGAUUAUCAUGGCACCCAUUGGUAAGGGAUUGUCUACCUACCAAUGUUGAAUGCAGUCGCUAUCACCUGCAGCGGAUCCUGGUAUCAGACACUUUCAACAAAUGGACCAGAAUCACUCUGCCUCUCCCUCCCUAUACCAGGUCUCAAGCCACUCGUUUCCGUUGGCAUCAACCAGCUCCUUUUGACAAGCAGCAGACAUGGGCGAUAGAUAAUGUCUAUAUCGGGGACGGCUGUGUAGAUAUGUGCAGUGGCCAUGGAAGGUGCAUCCAAGGAAACUGUGUCUGUGACGAGCAAUGGGGUGGCCUGUACUGUGAUGAGCCCGAGACCUCCCUUCCAACCCAGCUCAAAGACAACUUCAAUCGAGCUCCUUCCACCCAGAACUGGUUGACUGUGAAUGGAGGGAAACUAAGUACCGUGUGUGGUGCCGUGGCUUCGGGAAUGGCUCUCCAUUUCAGCGGGGGUUGUAGUCGACUGUUAGUCACAGUGGAUCUAAACCUCACUAAUGCCGAGUUUAUCCAGUUUUACUUCAUGUACGGAUGCCUGAUUACACCAAAUAACCGUAACCAAGGUGUUCUCCUGGAAUAUUCUGUCAAUGGAGGCAUUACCUGGAACCUGCUAAUGGAGAUUUUCUAUGACCAAUACAGUAAACCUGGAUUCGUGAAUAUCCUUCUCCCUCCUGAUGCUAAAGAGAUUGCCACUCGCUUCCGCUGGUGGCAGCCAAGACAUGACGGCCUGGAUCAGAAUGACUGGGCCAUCGACAAUGUCCUCAUCUCGGGCUCUGCGGACCAGAGGACGGUCAUGCUGGAUACCUUCAGCAGUGCCCCUGUGCCCCAGCACGAGCGCGCCCCCGCAGACGCCGGCCCCGUCGGGAGAAUUGCUUUUGACAUGUUUAUGGAGGAUAAAACUGCAGUGAAUGAGCAUUGGCUAUUCCAUGAUGAUUGCACAGUAGAAAGAUUCUGUGACUCCCCUGAUGGUGUCAUGAUUUGUGGCAGCCAUGAUGGAAGAGAAGUGUAUGCAGUGACCCAUGAUCUGACUCCCACUGAAGGCUGGAUCAUGCAAUUCAAGAUUUCUGUUGGAUGUAAAGUGUCUGAAAAAGUUGCCCAGAAUCAAAUUCAUGUGCAGUAUUCUACCGACUUUGGUGUGAGCUGGAAUUAUCUGGUCCCUCAGUGCUUACCUGCAGACCCAAAAUGCUCUGGAAGUGUUUCUCAGCCAUCAGUAUUCUUUCCAACCAAAGGGUGGAAAAGGAUCACCUACCCACUUCCUGAAAGCUUAGUGGGGAAUCCAGUAAGAUUGAGAUUCUAUCAGAAGUACUCAGAUAUGCAGUGGGCAAUCGAUAAUUUCUACCUGGGCCCUGGAUGCUUGGACAACUGCAGGGGCCACGGAGAUUGCUUAAAGGAACAGUGCAUCUGUGAUCCGGGAUACUCUGGGCCCAACUGCUACUUGACUCACACUCUGAAGACGUUCCUGAAGGAACGCUUUGACAGUGAAGAAAUCAAGCCUGAUUUAUGGAUGUCCUUAGAAGGUGGAAGUACUUGCACUGAGUGUGGCAUUCUUGCUGAGGACACUGCGCUCUAUUUUGGGGGAUCCACUGUGAGACAAGCUAUUACUCAAGAUUUGGAUCUCAGAGGGGCAAAAUUCCUGCAAUACUGGGGGCGCAUCGGUAGUGAGAACAACAUGACCUCCUGCCAUCGGCCCAUCUGCCGGAAGGAAGGCGUGCUGUUGGACUACUCUACCGAUGGAGGAAUAACUUGGACUUUGCUCCACGAGAUGGAUUACCAGAAAUACAUUUCUGUUAGACACGACUACAUACUUCUUCCCGAGGACGCCCUUACCAACACAACUCGACUUCGCUGGUGGCAGCCUUUUGUGAUCAGCAAUGGACUUGUAGUCUCUGGAGUGGAGCGUGCACAGUGGGCACUAGACAACAUACUGAUUGGCGGAGCAGAAAUCAAUCCCAGUCAACUGGUUGACACGUUUGAUGAUGAAGGCACUUCCCAUGAAGAAAACUGGAGUUUUUACCCUAAUGCAGUAAGGACAGCAGGAUUCUGUGGCAACCCAUCCUUCCACCUCUACUGGCCGAAUAAAAAGAAGGACAAAACUCACAAUGCUCUCUCCUCCAGAGAACUCAUUAUACAGCCAGGAUAUAUGAUGCAGUUUAAAAUUGUGGUGGGUUGUGAAGCUACUUCUUGUGGCGAUCUUCAUUCUGUGAUGUUGGAGUACACUAAGGAUGCAAGGUCUGAUUCCUGGCAGCUCGUGCAGAGCCAGUGCCUUCCUUCCUCUUCCAACAGCAUUGGCUGCUCCCCCUUCCAGUUCCAUGAAGCCACCAUCUACAAUGCUGUCAACAGCUCAAGCUGGAAGAGAGUCACCAUUCAGCUGCCUGACCAUGUCUCCUCCAGUGCAACACAGUUCCGCUGGAUCCAGAAGGGGGAAGAAGCUGAGAAGCAGAGCUGGGCGAUUGACCACGUGUACAUCGGAGAGGCUUGCCCCAAGCUCUGCAGUGGGCAUGGGUACUGCACCACGGGUGCCGUCUGCAUCUGCGAUGAAAGCUUCCAAGGUGAUGACUGCUCUGUUUUCAGUCAUGAUCUUCCCAGUUACAUUAAAGAUAAUUUCGAGUCAGCAAGAGUCACUGAGGCAAACUGGGAGACCAUUCAAGGUGGAGGGAUAGGAAGUGGCUGUGGGCAGCUGGCACCCUAUGCCCAUGGAGACUCACUGUAUUUUAACGGCUGUCAGAUAAGGCAAGCUGCCACCAAGCCUCUGGACCUCACUCGAGCAAGCAAAAUCAUGUUUGUUUUGCAAAUUGGGAGCAUGUCACAGACAGACAGCUGCAACAGUGACCUGAGUGGCCCCCACGCCGUGGACAAGGCCGUGCUGCUGCAGUACAGUGUCAACAAUGGGGUCACCUGGCACGUCAUCGCACAGCAUCAGCCCAAGGACUUCACACAGGCUCAGCGAGUGUCUUACAAUGUCCCCCUGGAGGCCCGGAUGAAAGGAGUUUUAUUGCGCUGGUGGCAACCGCGCCACAAUGGAACAGGUCAUGAUCAGUGGGCUUUGGACCAUGUGGAGGUCGUCCUCACUCGCAAACAAAAUUACAUGAUGAAUUUUUCACGACAACACGGGCUCAGGCACUUCUACAACAGAAGACGAAGGUCACUUAGACGAUACCCAUGAAGAAUCAAAAAGUUUAUUUUCCUUCCAACAUGUGACGUGUUGCUUUCCCAUUCUUUUAAAAUCUCGCACUGCAUCUGAUAUCAGGAAAAUUCUGUGAAGGACUCGGUGAUUAACGGAAAGCCCUUCUCAAGACCGAGUGCACACCACUUCCCCACACUGUGAACUAAUGACAAGUGACUUAUUUUCUCAUAAGUAAAUGUCUUCAUGUUGCUGUGUCCGUGAAAAUUGUGAUCUGUUGUAAUAUCAGUUACAGUGGCAGUAUUGAAAAUAAGAAAUAGUUUAACAGAAAAAAAAAGUUUAAGCACAAAAAUUUAAGAGAUUUUAUGUUUAAAAUGGCAUUUAGUACAGAAUUUAACAUUCUUGGUCACAAAGCUAUUUAAGUGGACUGUAUUUCAGCUAUGUAUCAUGUUUUAUAUGAUUAAAUUAUCAUUGUUUGUUUUAUGUAUUAUCUUCUACAGUAUAACACAUUGACACUGUAUUUACUUGUUUUGUUGCAAUAUUUUGCUGCUGAAUUUCAGGCUACUUAUAUUCUGCAGAAAAUUCAUUGAAAUACCUACUCAAGAAGAUAGUUGUAAAGAUAUUGUAUCUCCUUUAAUAUACUCCUUAAAAUGUAUGUUGGUUUAGCGUUGUUUUGUGGAUAAGAAAAAUGCUUGACCUUGAAAUAUUUUCUACUUAAAAAUUGUGGAUGAAAACCCUAUCUCCCACAAAGUUCCCAGCUCCUUGUCUAAAGAUUUUUUUAAAGUGUUCUGUGGCUGAUUUACUAACAGUGACUGCCAUUUUGUGUCUGUGGUAACAAGAGUGAUUUGUAAAACAGUGGAUGUUUUCAUUGUGUUCUCUUCGUGGAUUGUUCUUCCUGCGGGUCAUUCUCAUACCUUCUGAUGAAGUUGUACCAACACCAGCAACAUUAUGAUGGCCCUGUAGCCCUGAACUCUCGAUUAACCUAACUGAAAGGUUGUACUCUAGGGUGAACCAAGCUAAAAGCCCAUACUUAAAUAAAAAUUAUGUCCAUAAGCCA